AUGAAGAUCAGCUUCGCAGCUCUUGCAGCCUUUGCUGCCCCCGCAUUUGCGCAGUCUACGACUGCAGGCCCGCUGACGCCAGCUGUGACGCCUCCGUGGGCGUCCUCGGAUCUGCCUCGCUGGUCGUCCGUGUACAACUCGCUCGUCUCCGAGGGCAAGAUCCCAUCGACACUCACCAACGCACCCUGGCCCACAGGCAGCUACGGUCCCGGCUCCGGACCAUGGGGUCCAGGUCACGACGAUGACGACGAUGACAAGUACGGCCCAGGCGGUCGCGGCGGUGGCCCCGGUCGCUGGGGAGGACCCGACGGCCCAGGGCCGUGGGGCUCAAGCAGCUGGGGCCCGUGGAGCGAGUGGUCAACAAAGAGCGAGUGGCGCAGCGGGCCGUGGACAGCGUGGUGGGGCGGUAGCGCGUGUCCGCCGUCGGACUGGCCCGGAUGGACUGCAGGACCGUGGAGUACUGCGGCGCCAUGGACGACGUGGUCGGGCUGCACGGCUAGCACGACGUCAACGAGCGUUGGGACCGCGACUGUGAAUGGCACGUUCACGCCCACGACGGCGUACGGGCUGCAGGUUGCCGCGGCCAGUGCGGAUACGACAGAUGCGUUGACUACGGGGAGUACCGGCGGCGCUGAUGCGAGGACGGCGAGUCUUGGAAUGGCGAUUGGUGCUGCUGUGCUUGGCUUGGCUGUUGGUCUUUGA
Messenger RNA from Boeremia exigua, 702 nucleotides. RefSeq lists its product as uncharacterized. Bases 1 to 702 code for a protein of 233 amino acids. The record is from RefSeq and is a predicted model, not a curated record. The transcript is spliced from 2 exons. NCBI's taxonomy places the organism in Eukaryota, Fungi, Ascomycota, Dothideomycetes, Pleosporales, Didymellaceae.